AUGCCUCAAGUUAAGCACUUCUCUGCCUCCGCCGACCCCCACGAUGUCCUCCAAUACCUCAAAGCAGACGGCGUCGUCGUCAUCGAAGGCGCAACAACCCGUCAAGCAAUCGACGCCGUUCUCGAAGAGCUCUCUCCAUCUGUAUCUUCAUCCCCCCAGACCUUCGGUCUCGCAGCCAAAAGCAGCACCUUCGCCACCCACCUCCUCAUGAACCCGCUGUACAUUGAUCUCGUGAAACGUAUUCUGACCAACACCUGUAUCAUCUACUACGAGCGUGAACGAACCGUCUCUACCUCCGAGCCGCAGGUCUCGUGUACUUCAGUCAUCACGGCAAAUCCUGGUGCGGAGGGUUGGGGUCCUCGUCGCCAGGAUGAGUGUCACCAUGUUCCGCACCCUGCGAAGCGGGAGACGGAUUUUGGGAUUCUCUACGCUGCGACUGAUAUCACUCGAGAGAAUGGGGCGGUUAGAGUGGCGAUUGGGUCUAACCAUUGGACUGAUACUCGCUAUCCCCACGAAGACGAAGAGACUCUGAUUGAGCUCAGAAAAGGCGACGCUAUCUUGACCCUCGGCUCCGUCUACUACGGCCAAGCCGCAAACACAACCACCAUCCCCAGCACCCUCCUCGUCGCCUUCGCAACACCCGGAUACCGUCGGCAAGAGGAAAACCAGUACCUCGCUGUUCCGUGGGAAGUGGCUGGGAAGUAUCCCACAGCUGUGCAGCGGUUUUUGGGGUAUGCUGUGAGUCGGCCGUAUGGAGGGUCGGUUGAGCAUAUGGAGCCGUUGGAUUAUUUGAAGGUUAAGGGGGAUUGGAGCAAGUAUAUUCCUGUUGAUCUGAUUUAGAUUGGUUGGUAGAAUUGUGUUAUUUGGAAUGACGUUAUCAUUGGCUUUCAUCUUCCAUCAUAUACAAACACG
Aspergillus wentii DTO 134E9 is the source of this 912-nucleotide messenger RNA. RefSeq lists its product as uncharacterized. The transcript has 2 exons. The record is from RefSeq and is a predicted model, not a curated record. NCBI's taxonomy places the organism in Eukaryota, Fungi, Ascomycota, Eurotiomycetes, Eurotiales, Aspergillaceae. The coding region runs from base 1 to 840 and encodes 279 amino acids.